GUGAGCGCGACGUCGAAUCAACAACAAAAUGUUCAAACGAACAAGAUGCAAUAUAAUCAUUGGCAUUUGUAUUUUUGUGGCUGUAAUCGUAACAAUUUUGAUUGUAAAAUUUCAUCAUAAGAUCCGAUUCGAUGACGAUUAUUUGCUGACACCAAAAUUUGACUUGUCAACCAAAUUCAAUGCCAACAACGCAAACAAUGCAAACUGCAAAAACCAAUUUGGAAUCAAUUUCAAAAGUUUUCUGCAACAAGUUAUUUGCCCGGCAAAAGAUUUCUAUAUUGACUUACACGAUGCCAUUGAAUACAUGGAAUCAAAAGAAUCGCAUAACACUGAAACGGAUGCCAAACUGAAAGAAACUGAAACGCUUGCAGAUUUUUUCAACUUCGGCCCAAUGGAAAAUCUGACUGUAUUGGAUAAAUUUAAUCUGGAAAUCAAACAAACCGAACUGUAUGCGGAGAAUUCAAGUUUGGUUGGCGAACUUUUGCACGAAAUGAAGACGCGAAAAAUCAUAAGAGUCGAGGAAAAGAGUGGUGGAACUCAGCUGAAAUUCAAAAUUAUAUAUGACAACGGAAUGUAUGCACUAGCCAAACCAAUGAGAUUCUCGCGGGAAAUGGAAAUCGCUCUUCCUAAUCAAAUGCAAUAUGCCGAAUUUGAACGACAUACGGCAGAAAUUGCUGCAUAUCAUCUGGACAGACUAUUGGGAUUUCGCCGAACAAUGCCGGUUAUUGGUCGAAUACUUAAUGUGACAUCUGAAAUAUAUGAAAUAGCACAUAAUAAUUUAUCGGACACCUUUUUCGAAUCAGACGGACCAGAAAAGAAUCAAUGCUUUUAUGGUACCUGCUCGCAAUAUUGUGACAAAUUUCAUGCCUUUUGUGCAAACAAGGAUUUGCUUGAAGCGGCGUUUAUUGGCUUUCUACCCACUUAUUUUGAUGUUAAAAUAAAGGAAUACGAAAACCCAUGGAAGAAAUCAUAUGAUCGGAAACGAAAGGCCAUUUGGCAACAUGAUCCCCAGUAUUGUGAAAAGGUUAAGAGGCGAAAUGAAUUCAAAAGUGGGCCACGACUGCUUUAUCUCAUCGAUUUGAUAAUUUUCGAUUUUUUGACGGGCAAUAAAGAUCGACACAGUUAUGAGAUGUUUGGACCGUUCCAUGAUCCAAACUUCCUUAUUAAUUUCGACAAUGGAAGAGCUUUUGGACACCCAUACUAUGACGAAGAAUUAAAUUUAAUACCAUUGGCACAAUGCUGUAUCAUACGAUCGUCAACCCUGAAAACGCUUCUUAGGUUUCACAAUGGACCAAAGCCGUUGUCACAAUUGAUGAGAGAGUCAUUGGCAUCCGAUCCAAUUGCAGCAAAUGCGCCAGUUUUGAUAGAACCACAUUUAGAGGCAUUGGACAGGCGUGUCGACAUUAUUUUGAGAACAUAUCGUGAGUGCAUUGAGAAUAAUCUUGUUGAUGACGUCAUAUUUUCCGGUGAUAAUUUUGAAUAUAAAUCAGAAUCCACCACCUCGGACGUUUCGGAUUGGUAGUAACCGCAAACAAUAACAUGUUUGUUACUCAUGGACUAUUGCGAUUUUUUUUUGGAAAUGUAAAUAAAAGAUUCAUACUUGAAAUUACACAAUAAAUUUUUGUUUGAACAGUUUGC
Messenger RNA from Contarinia nasturtii (swede midge), 1638 nucleotides. RefSeq names its product extracellular serine/threonine protein CG31145-like. Gene Ontology annotation, molecular function: protein serine/threonine kinase activity. The coding region runs from base 29 to 1522 and encodes 497 amino acids. The transcript is spliced from 12 exons. The record is from RefSeq and is a predicted model, not a curated record. Gene Ontology annotation, biological process: protein phosphorylation. Lineage: Eukaryota; Metazoa; Arthropoda; Insecta; Diptera; Cecidomyiidae. Gene Ontology annotation, cellular component: Golgi apparatus.